UGCUCUCUUGAACAGCUUCACAGAGACCCUCCUGUUCUCCUGUCACGGACCGUUGCCUGUGUCUGUCCCGAAAGCUGGGUGCAGUUCUCUUUCUGUUUAGCUCACAGACACUGAAGAAACAUGGAGGCCAUCAAGAAGAAAAUGCAGAUGCUGAAGCUGGAUAAGGAGAACGCUAUAGACCGGGCAGAACAGGCUGAAAUAGACAAAAAAGGAGCAGAGGACAAAUGCAAACAGCUUGAAGAGGAGUUGCUUGCCCUGCAAAAGAAGCUGAAAGGAGUAGAAGAUGAGCUCGACAAAUACUCUGAAUCACUGAAGGAUGCCCAGGAGAAGCUGGAGCAAGCUGAAAAAAAAGCAGCAGAUGCUGAGGCAGAAGUGGCAUCCUUAAACAGACGUAUCCAGUUGGUUGAGGAGGAGUUGGAUAGAGCUCAGGAGAGACUGGCUACUGCUUUGCAGAAGCUGGAGGAGGCUGAGAAAGCUGCAGAUGAGAGUGAGAGAGGAAUGAAAGUCAUAGAGAACAGAGCAACAAAAGAUGAAGAGAAAAUGGAGAUCCAGGAGAUGCAGCUGAAGGAAGCCAAACACAUCGCUGAGGAGGCUGACCGCAAAUAUGAAGAGGUUGCACGCAAAUUGGUGAUCCUGGAGGGUGAAUUGGAGCGCUCAGAGGAGCGUGCUGAAGUAGCUGAGGCUAAAUCAGGUGAUCUUGAGGAAGAGCUGAAAAAUGUCACCAACAACUUGAAGUCACUGGAAGCACAGGCUGAAAAGUACUCUCAAAAGGAGGACAAAUAUGAAGAAGAAAUAAAAGUUCUUACUGACAAACUGAAGGAGGCUGAGACCCGUGCAGAGUUUGCAGAGAGGUCUGUGGCCAAGCUGGAGAAGACCAUUGAUGAUUUAGAAGAGAAACUGGCCCACGCCAAAGAAGAAAAUCUGGACAUGCACCAGGUAUUGGACCAAACCCUUUUGGAACUCAACAAUCUAUAGUGACAUUUACAGAUAUCGGUAAACGACAGCCUGAAUGAAAGCAGGAGGAAAAACCAGAUUCAUCUUUCAUAAAACUCCCAGGCUGCAUCUCUAAAAUAAAUAAAGGAAAUAUGAGGGUUGCUAUUCACAUAAUUCUAAAAGCAGGAGCAAGAAAAACGCCUUUUGCAGUGAAUGUGAAAUUUCAAAAUAUCUUAGAUAUUAUCAAAACUUCAAUCAUUAUUAAACUGAAAUUAAACUACAACAUCAAUCAUGGAAACAGCUAUAUUAAAAAACAGACAUUUAUGUAUCACAAGACAUACAGUAUGUGCAUUGUCACCGUUAUUAAAGGAUAGUAAGAUUAAAAUUGUUUUAAAAAAGAAACCCAGCUAUGUGAUAAAAGAAGGUUUUAAGUAUUAUUACUUUUAUUUCUUGCCAUGGAUGACAUUUUAGGUUUCACCUCUUCAUUUUGCCUUUGUUACUUUUCAUGCUUUGUUCUUUAUAUGGAGAUGUGAAUACUGAUCCCUCAAUAA
Molecule: messenger RNA, 1484 nt
Organism: Pelmatolapia mariae (spotted tilapia)
Lineage: Eukaryota; Metazoa; Chordata; Actinopteri; Cichliformes; Cichlidae
Gene: tpm2
Product: tropomyosin 2 (beta)
Exons: 9
Coding region: 121-975 (284 amino acids)
Biological process (GO): muscle contraction; actin filament organization
Cellular component (GO): actin filament
Molecular function (GO): actin filament binding
Source: RefSeq, a predicted model, not a curated record